AUGGCCUCGGACCAAGGCGCAUUCCAGCUCAAGGAGCAUGGCUCUCAGUCCUUUGACACUCGCCCAACCCAACAACAAGGAACUCCCUUUCAAGGGAACAUCGAGCCUAACCCCGUUCAAUCUGCUCAAGACGCCCUGUACAACAUGGCAAAUACGAUGCGAGAAGUUCAUAACUUACUGGCCCAACAUCAAUGUGACCAGGUAUCCAUCCACUUGACCUGGUGGAAGCAAGCCUAUCAGCAAGAAGUCGAAAAACUCAACCACGCACUCGAGAUCAACAACGCACUAGCACGAAACCUCGAGAAGCUUCGUUCCGAGAGGGAUUAUUUCAGAGAUGAAGCUGCUAGACACCGGGAAAACGCACAAAGCGCAGUCAGUACUGCAGCUGCAAUCGCUGCACGCAUCGAACUACUUCAAAGGGAGAAACACGACACUAAUGACAGGCCCAUCGCUGCAGUUGAUGAUGCCCAAGUUGAUAACCUACGAAGGCAGGUGGAGCCCUUCCAAGCUACCCUAUAA
Molecule: messenger RNA, 519 nt
Organism: Anthostomella pinea
Lineage: Eukaryota; Fungi; Ascomycota; Sordariomycetes; Xylariales; Xylariaceae
Source: the annotation of a GenBank genome assembly